UGCUGUCAAGCUAAUGUCAAAAGGGGGUAUCACAGUAGGCCACGUCUGAGGUAUUUUGACAUUUCGAUAAUACUAAACAUCGGAAAAAUAUCGUUAAGUUUCAGUACGUAAAAUAAAAGUACAAAAGUUACAACAGCAAACAAUAUGGAUAAAAAGAAGAAACUUCAAAGCUUUUCUGAUGCUGGCAAUUGCUCGACUGACCGUUCAUUGGGAGCUGUCGUAAAUAGACCUCGGCGCAGUCUCAGCUCAAGCAGCAGCGGUGAAAGCAGCAAAAGUGGCGGCAGUAGCAGCGACAGCGAUUCGUCAGACAACGAACAUGCUACCGAAAAUAAGUGUGCUGAUUUGGAGAAUAUUAUGUCAGAUGCAGAGACCAAUGCAGUCUUUCGAAUGGAUGAGUAUUUCAGGGAGAAGUACCUAGACAGAUUAGCCGUUGAGUUCAAGUCCGAAUGGCCAGAAAUUGAUUCUGAUUUGGCCGCUAGUCAGCCAAGUCUCAUGCGGAUGCCCAACUUUAUGCCGUUCAAUCAAAAGCCCUACGAGAUGCUGGACUAUAAAGAUGAAGCUUCCAAAGAGGACCUUAGAGAUUGUGAGUCACGAGAGACUUUUCUUACUAAACUAAAGACCACAGUGCGUUGGCGUGAGAUCCAAAAUGCAACUGGGGAAGUUUACCAAGAGUCGAAUGCACGCAUUGUUCGAUGGUCAGAUGGCUCACAAACUUUUCAUGUGGGCGCCGAGGCUUUUGAUGUAGUCCGUAUGCCCCUUUCUGGUACCAUGAACCAAUUCUAUUUGCGUUCGGGCAACUACUAUAAGUUGCAUUGUCCCAUUAAGGAGAAGCUAACUCUGCGCCCCAAGCUCGAUUCGAGUUUCGGAAUGAGUCAUGUGCAGGGAAUGCGUCAACGAGCCAUCUACAAGCCCUCAACAACCAGUGGCGUGAAGAUACUCCCUGAUCUUACGACCAAUCCUAUUGUAGAACGUGAUCGGAAGAUAAGAGAGGAGUCAGCAAAUCAGCGUCGCGAAUGGGGUCGUCAACGUUAUUCAAGUGUGCAACCUUUGCAGCACUACUCAAGUUAUAAAUCCAAUAAUUAACUUGAGAAACCUUAUAACAUUUAUUUGUAUUAUUCAUUUAUAAAUCUGAGUAAUUAUAUAAUUUACUUUUGAA
Messenger RNA from Drosophila albomicans, 1156 nucleotides. Its product is annotated as another transcription unit protein. The record is from RefSeq and is a predicted model, not a curated record. The coding region runs from base 145 to 1083 and encodes 312 amino acids. The transcript is spliced from 2 exons. Gene Ontology annotation, cellular component: nucleus; Cdc73/Paf1 complex. Gene Ontology annotation, biological process: transcription elongation by RNA polymerase II; positive regulation of transcription elongation by RNA polymerase II. NCBI's taxonomy places the organism in Eukaryota, Metazoa, Arthropoda, Insecta, Diptera, Drosophilidae. Gene Ontology annotation, molecular function: RNA polymerase II C-terminal domain phosphoserine binding.